UAUGUGUUUACCACGUCCAUCUGAGAUUGUCAACAAAAGGACAAAAGAAAGAGAAAAAACUUCACUUGGCUUCGACUGAACAAUAAUGCAGCGAAGUAAAUAACAAGUUGGUGGGAAGAGAAUAGAAAUUGUUUGGUUUGGAUGCGGGCAGACUUGAAGCCAAAUUCAUAUCCCUUCCAACUGAACCACAAUGGAAGUGAUGAGACGCCUCAAGAGCAUCGCCUCGGGUCGAUCCUCUGUCUCCGAUCAGGGUGGAGAUGCUGGCACAAAGCGAGCAAAGUUUGGACUGGAAGGAGAAGCAGACACUUUUGAAUUGCCCCAUGCUGCUGCAGGGACACAUGAAGCAGACCAGCUACCAAAGGAGAUGCAUGGGAUGAAGAUUAAGGACGACAAGUUUGAUCAUGGCAGGAAGGAAAUAACAGCAGCAAUUGUUGAUGGAAAUGGAACGGAGACAGGCCACAUAAUUAGCACUACCAUUGGAGGGCGAAAUGGGCAACCAAAGCAGGUUAUCAGCUACAUGGCAGAGCGUGUAGUGGGCACUGGCUCAUUUGGUAUUGUAUUCCAGGCCAAAUGCUUAGAAACUGCUGAAAUCAUUGCAAUAAAAAAGGUGCUACAAGAUAAGAGAUACAAAAAUCGAGAAUUGGAAAUUAUGCGCAUGCUUGAACAUCCUAAUGUAGUUCAACUCAAGCAUUGCUUCUUUUCAACAACUGACAAAGAUGAACUUUAUCUGAACCUUGUGCUGGAGUAUGUCCCAGAGACUGUGUAUUCUAUUGCAAAACACUUUAACAGGAUAGGCCAACACAUGCCAUUGAUAUAUGUUAAAUUAUAUGCUUACCAGAUCUGCCGUGCUCUUGCUUACAUUCAUGGGAUUGGCGUUUCUCAUCGUGAUAUAAAGCCACAAAAUCUCUUGGUCAAUCCACAUACUCAUCAGUUGAAGCUUUGUGAUUUUGGUAGUGCCAAAAUGUUGGUGAAAGGAGAGCCUAACAUUGCAUACAUAUGUUCACGCUACUACAGGGCUCCAGAACUUAUAUUUGGAGCUACAGAAUAUAAUAGUGCAAUUGACAUAUGGUCGAUGGGUUGUGUCUUAGCUGAACUUCUCUUGGGGCAGCCUUUGUUUCCAGGAGAAACCAGCAUCGAUCAGUUGGUGGAGAUCAUUAAGGUUUUGGGGACACCAACUCGCGAAGAGAUCAAAUGUAUGAAUCCGAAUUGCACGGACUUUAAAUUCCCUCAGAUCAAAACACAUCCAUGGCAUAAGGUUCUGGGCAAGGAUUACUGGGUAUUUCGCAAACAAUUGCCACUAGAGGCAGUUGAUCUCGUGUCUAGGCUUCUUCAGUAUUCUCCAAAUAUGCGUUGUACUGCUUUGGAGGCAUGUGUGCAUCCAUUUUUUGAUGAACUACGAGAUCCAAACGUACGCUUACCAAAUGGUCGUCGUUUGCCGCCCCUUUUCAACUUUAACCCUCAAGAGCUUAUAGGAGCCUCAGAUGAGUUGAUUGCACGACUUUUACCUGAACAUACAGGGAAACCGAACCUCGUAUUGUCAUUGUAAUUUCAACAUUCUUAUCAUAGAGCAUGUAUAAAGGUCACUAUUUCAUACUCAAACGAAUUUAAACAUACAGAUUAAAGAGUUUCCUUGGCAAGAAAUAAGAUUAACUCUUAUUUCAUGUUCUAAAAUAUGAAAAUAUUGUAUUACUAUGGGUGAUAUGUACAACAUUAAGGGUUUGUAUGGUGUAUAAAAACAUCAAGUGUUGAUGUUUGAGGUUAGAUGGGGCUGAUUUAUUGGACGAAUUUCUUCUAUGUGUAUAUUGUAUCUUGUUUUUUAUAUUUGAUUCCUUGCUUUGUGCAAAUUGGCAUAAUGUUUCA
This is a messenger RNA of Cryptomeria japonica (Japanese cedar), 1860 nucleotides long. RefSeq names its product shaggy-related protein kinase epsilon. Lineage: Eukaryota; Viridiplantae; Streptophyta; Pinopsida; Cupressales; Cupressaceae. Gene Ontology annotation, biological process: protein phosphorylation; signal transduction. Bases 191 to 1546 code for a protein of 451 amino acids. Gene Ontology annotation, molecular function: ATP binding; protein serine/threonine kinase activity. Gene Ontology annotation, cellular component: cytoplasm. The transcript is spliced from 13 exons. The record is from RefSeq and is a predicted model, not a curated record.